This is a messenger RNA of Limanda limanda (common dab), 949 nucleotides long. Its product is annotated as ubiquitin-conjugating enzyme E2 variant 1-like. Bases 34 to 477 code for a protein of 147 amino acids. The transcript is spliced from 4 exons. The record is from RefSeq and is a predicted model, not a curated record. Lineage: Eukaryota; Metazoa; Chordata; Actinopteri; Pleuronectiformes; Pleuronectidae. Gene Ontology annotation, biological process: DNA damage tolerance; protein K63-linked ubiquitination. Gene Ontology annotation, cellular component: nucleus.
GCAACGUGCGCGCCCCCGCUGAGCAGCGACAAGAUGGCGGUCGCCGCCGGAUCAGGCGUUAAAGUUCCUCGCAAUUUCCGGCUCCUGGAAGAGCUGGAGGAAGGUCAGAAAGGCGUGGGAGACGGGACGGUGAGCUGGGGUCUGGAGGACGACGAGGACAUGACCUUAACCCGGUGGAGAGGAGUGAUCCUCGGCCCUCAGCGGACCAGCUUUGAAAACAGGAUGUACAAUCUGAAGGUUGAAUGUGGGCCGAGCUACCCAGAGGCCCCGCCGUUUGUCAAAUUCGUGACAAAGAUAAACUUGAAUGGCGUGCACACCUCCAGCGGUGUGGUUGACAUACAUGCGGUGACUGCACUAUCCAAGUGGCAGAACUCCUACAGCAUCCGGAUGGUGCUGCUGGAGCUGCGGCGGCUCAUGACCUGCAAGGAGAACAUGAAGCUUCCUCAGCCGCCCGAGGGCCAGAUCUACACCAACUGAGCCCCUUUCCACGUCUGGCUCCAUCUUUUUCUCCUCUUCUUCUUCUCCUCCGCGCUCCCACUCAACUCUUAUAAUUUGCUUUCAUCCCUUGUAUCCCCCACCAUCAUCCGCCAUGUGACAUUCCACCUCCUGCCGAUAUCUUGGCUGAGCAUGUACACACACACGCAGAAACAAAGAAAAGCAUACACACACACACACACACACAGAGAAACAAAGAAAAGCAUACACACACACACACACCCACACACACGCACUCAUAUAUUAGAGCAUUCAUGAAAAAUUCAUUCCAGGCCCCACCCCCCCUCCCUCCCCCAUCACUGGAGCUCUGGGCGGACUCGAUGUGACGAGGCAGGUGGAGUCCACACCAGAUGUGAUCAUUCGAAUACUGUACAUCUUACUAAUCUUCUUUUUAUUAUUAUUUGUUAAAAAUACUGCAGAUUGUACAAUAACAUAAAUAAUCUUAUUGAGUGUA